GUUGUGUGUCCGAGGUUAGAAGCAGUAAUGGUCAACUCAAAUCUAAUAGGAAAUCAGCCUGUUAUAUACAGUUCCUUUCAGGUGCAACCAAGAAUUGUUUCCUCGACAAGAAUUCUGUGCCGUUACCCUCCAAAUAACACUGACAAUACCAAUAGCAACCCUGCAUCUAUCACAAACCAAAACUAUAGUAAUUUAAAUAUACCAACUUCUAACACUACUAAUGCUAAUGCAACUGAAUCAACGGUUGAUGAUUGGCGCGAUGAUAUUGAAAGGGCAAAGUUGAAAAUAAGAAAUUCAAUCAAAAGAAAAUCAGAAGGGAUUGCUAAUUUACAAAAACGAUUAAGAAUACUUGAACAAAUGUAA
Messenger RNA from Cokeromyces recurvatus, 363 nucleotides. RefSeq lists its product as uncharacterized. NCBI's taxonomy places the organism in Eukaryota, Fungi, Mucoromycota, Mucoromycetes, Mucorales, Mucoraceae. The annotation marks the transcript as partial. The record is from RefSeq and is a predicted model, not a curated record. The transcript has 2 exons.